Pipra filicauda (Wire-tailed manakin) is the source of this 1727-nucleotide messenger RNA. RefSeq names its product glycine-rich protein 1-like. Lineage: Eukaryota; Metazoa; Chordata; Aves; Passeriformes; Pipridae. Gene Ontology annotation, cellular component: nucleus; cytoplasm. Gene Ontology annotation, biological process: negative regulation of mitotic cell cycle; negative regulation of cell population proliferation. Bases 134 to 1093 code for a protein of 319 amino acids. The transcript has 2 exons. The record is from RefSeq and is a predicted model, not a curated record.
UGUUCUCAGCAACAUGGUCUCAAUACUUGCGACUGCUGCCUGUUCUAGAACAGAUGUCCUGGACACAUAACCCGACCAGUGGAUAGGGUCCUGAGAAACGAGAGGGAGAAGGGCACGAGGCGGGAUAACGGCGAUGUGCGCCUGGAACAUCGCAGGCGACGGAGCGGGUGAUGGACUGCGAGGGGCCGGCGAUGCCCUGGGGUGGGAAUGUGGCGCACGCAGGCGAAGGGGCAGCCGCGGUGAUCGCCGAGCGCGGCCGCGCGGCCGGCCCGUUACCGCCGUUGGGUGGGGAAUGGGACCCGCGGCGGGGGCGGGAGCGGCCGGACGGGGGGGCUCGGGCAGGGGCGCGGGGGGCGCGGGGUGUCCGCGCUCGGCGGGCGCGGGGGGCGCAGGGCGCGGGGUGUCCGAGCCCGCUGCCACCGAGCGCUGCCCCGGCGCGGCGCGGGGGUGUCCGGCUGUCGUUCGGGGUUGUCGGUCGAGGUGUCCGCGCUGGUCCCGCCUCCUCCGCCAGCAAAACAAACCCGCCCCGUCCCGCCCGCGCGGUGCGGCUGUUGCGCGGAGCCGCCGCGGCCGCGGGGGCCGGGCCGGGGCGGGCGACGCUGGCAGCGGGGCCGGGGCGGCCAUGAGGACCGAGAUCUCCACGGCGGCCGCGUUCGUGACCCGCCUCCUGCGGGCCGGCGGCGGGGUCGGCGAGGAGCAGCUGCGGUGCUUCCGCGAGCGGCUGCAGGAGGCGAUGCGCGAGCACUAUAAACACCACUGGUUCCCCCUGAUGCCUUCCAAGGGCUCCGGGUACCGCUGCAUCAGGAUCAACCAUAAGAUGGACCCCUUGAUAGGAAAAGCGGCGGGGAUGAUCGGACUGAGCCACGAGAGGCUCUUCCAGCUCUUACCCAGCGAAUUAACUCUGUGGGUCGACCCCUUCGAAGUGUCCUACCGCAUAGGUGAGGAUGGGUCUAUCUGUGUGCUGUACGAGAGCCCUCAGCCUGGGGGGAAGGCGGCCAAACAGCUGGAGAGCAGGACCAGUUGCAAGGAGGAGUGGAGAACUGGCAGAUCCAGCCCUUCCAAGAGUUACAACAUGAUGACGGUUUCUAGUUAAAAGCAGCUCUUCCUUGUACAAUGAUGUAUGUAUCCCAGUCUCAUGGUAAAGUUAGAUGUAACUGAGCUUUUUGUUUUUUUUUUAUUUUUUUUUUCACCCUAUAGUCAUUAAUAAGUCGUGGUAGUACUGCCAAGUUCUUUGUGGGCAAGGGCUAAUGUAUACAGCAGUUUUUACACUGCAUGUUACUUUCUGGAUUGUGUCCUGUAAAUGCACUGUACAGUCGGUGGAUCGUUUUACACAUUUAUAUUUUCAAAGAAGUUCUGGCUAUUUGUAAUAAAAAGCAAUAUUGUAGCACUCUUUAUGAUGGAUUUUAGUCAACAUUAGCACUUACUAAAAAAAAAAAACCACAUUCUGCAAUUUGCAGAGCAAUAACAUGAAGGGAGGUGGGAAACAGAUCUAACAAGCUGCACAUAAAUCUUGUGAUUUGUCUGCACAGGCUUCUCUCAGGGUCAUUCAAGUUUGGCUGCGAGGCACAAAUCACAAAAGUAACUCUUAUUUUUCCUUUUUCAAAGCAUGCAUUUAUUUAAGGGAUGGAUUCCAUCGUACUCCGACGUUUAGCAAAAAGAAUUGGGGAAUUAGUCUGUCUUGUUAUUUGUAGUUAUUUCAGUAGAAGAAUAAAGACUUGCUCAAACUG